Molecule: messenger RNA, 3153 nt
Organism: Falco peregrinus (peregrine falcon)
Lineage: Eukaryota; Metazoa; Chordata; Aves; Falconiformes; Falconidae
Product: caspase recruitment domain-containing protein 8-like
Exons: 11
Coding region: 10-1638 (542 amino acids)
Biological process (GO): regulation of apoptotic process
Cellular component (GO): canonical inflammasome complex
Molecular function (GO): protein binding
Source: RefSeq, a predicted model, not a curated record
UCUUAGGAAAUGACAGACCCGGAACUCAGAUCUUCUGCAAUAGCUGGAAGAGACACCAUGGCUGAGCAGCAGCCCACAGCUGACAGCCCCGGCAAGUUCUCCGUCAUAAUUAGGAUUCAGAAUAGCAAAUCUUUUGCAGUGCCAGUGUCUCUGGACGACAGUGUGCACGAGCUUAAGGCCAAGCUGAGUGCAUGGGACGCCUCCCUGACCCCCGACGGAGUGAGGCUGAUUUACAAUGGCCAACCUAUGGUGGAUGACAUGACCCUGCGACAGUAUAACAUCACACCCAACAGCUCUUUGUUCUGUAUAAAAAGAUUGCGAGGUGGUGGUGGGUAUGUUGACUAUGCAUCUGCAUCUUCAGGCUUAGCCCCACAGGCGCUGUUGGUAGGCUUUCACAAACCUCCGACAGACGAGGCCUCGAGGAGCACAGAGAAGAGCUAUCGCUGCGUGAACCUGGCCUCACCACGGCCGGCAAAGUUCUGCUGCUGCAUGGUAGAGAAUCUUCCAAAAGUGAUGCCGGAGAUAAUCAAAGACUUUUCCGAGUUCCACACUGGGUACCGAGCUUACCUCCCUGGUGCAGGCAUCUUCCAGUGCUCCAUCACGGGCCUCAGCUUUGAAGUGAAUUCAGAAGUGACCAUCACCUACAGAUAUGACACCUGGACUGAGCACCUGAGCAAGGCUGACCAGGAAACAUGGAUGCCCGCUGGACCCCUCUUCCACAUUGAGGUGCAGCCCAGGGUCGUGCAGACGGUGUAUCUCCCCCACUUCAUCUGCCUGGCAGUGCCUUUGCUGUCUCUUGCAGAAGGUGUAAAUACCAGCCUAUGCUCCAUUGCCCAUUUUGAAUCUGAGAGGAUGACCCUGAAGAAACCAACCAGACUGAUCGCUUUCUCUGCAGUCCUGGAGAAUCCCAGCUUCUCACUGCUUGGGGUGCUUUGGAGGAAGUUACGUUCAAACUUAAAUUCACUCCCUAUGCACUCCUUGGUGCUGAUCUUUCAGCAGCUCAAUGCUGCAAAUACGACUCUUCACCUCUACCUGAUCCCAGAUGACAACUCUGUGAAGCAGGCCAUUGAAAAACAAGAGAGGAAUUGGAAUUCAAAGUUUAUUCCCAAGCCUCCUCCACUCAACCCUCUGUUCUUUGGCUGCGUUUACCAGGUGAUCAGUACAAAAUUUGUGGUGAUAAUGCCUGAAGCACACUUGCCGUUUUGCUACAAGAGUCCAAAGGAGCAGCAGCUCUUUGUUGAGAUCUACAUCAGGAACAUGGCAGAGGAAAUUGGACUCUUUAUGACAGACACACGCAAUGGCGCUGUGGUCUGGAGGGCAUCACUGAGAUCAGGUGAUAUUAAUCUUCCUGCCUCUGUCUCCAAGACCUUCUCAGGCACAGCCUUCAUGAAGAAGUACAAGACUGAGCUUUGCUCCAGGAUGAGCCAGCUGUCUACCAUUCUGCUACACUUACGGGAUGUAAACGUCAUCAACAGUGAAGAAGAAGAGGAGGUGCAAAGUCAAGUUACGCAUCAAAGGAGGAACCAGGUUUUGCUGGAGCUUAUUGAGAAGAAAGGGCUGGAGGCCCAGGAACAGCUCUACUGUAUCCUCCAGAAGAAAGACCCAUACCUCAUUGCAGACCUGGAGAAGUCCAACUAGGCCUGGGAAGGCAGGCCACUUUUGCUCCCAUUUCUCAGCUUACGGGAGCAACAGAAGGGCAGUCAGGUUUAACAGCAUAUGGAUCCUCACUUUUCAAGGCAAAAUCCACAGUGCAAAGCAGCGAUAAGCUGUCUGAACUGUCCGGUCUCAAGCCUGCCUUCCUUGGCUGACUCAGCUGCCAGCACUGGACAACCAGUGUCAUGCCAGAGACUGGUGAGAAGCUGCUGGAACAAGACACUUUGAUUCCUGGUCCAGUGCCAACACCUUGGACCUGUCUACUUCCAUGAGACAGGGCCUCUGCCUCUCCAGAAGCUCCAUGCAGCUGCUAGCAGAGGAGCUCCCAUCGCAACAGAUCCCUCCAGCUCAGCCUCCCUGUCCUCAGUGUCCACGGGCACCUCUCACAGCUGGAAGAGAGGAGCUGCUUUACCAGGCAGAGCUGUCUGCAAAGGCUUCUUCUCAUGUGCCAGCCACAGCAAGCCAGAGAUGUUGAUGUGAACCCAUAUUAACAUUAAACCUUGCCCUCGUUCUGCAGUCUCAUUUACCCAAAUGACUAAAACUCACUGAAGGAGCAAACAAACAUCCUGACUCCAGCAGCAGCAGCUGUGUGAAGGAGCUCCUCCCAAAGAAGACACAAAAAAGAGCACAGAUACUAGAUAAAGGUUCAUGCAUCUUCAGGGAAACUCCGACUCAAUGACAGCCACUUUACUUCCAAAAGAAAAUCAGCAGAUUAUUUUUAUAUCCUAUUCUUUGCAUCCAUAAAGUCACUUCCUUUCUGGAUCAUGUAGAUGCCUUCACUGAUGGCAUCCUCCUGCUGUUGAACACGCCAGUCAGGGCAGCAGCAGUCUGCUCUGGUGUCCAGUAUCUAAGAGGUUUUUUUUGGUCAAGCUCAAGUGCAAUUCAGACUUGCCUAAGUGGAAACAGCAACACAAAGGAGCUUCCAGGGAGCGUUGAGUGAAGCGGUCCUCACCAUAUGCUCCAUGACACUGCUGUCUUAAGUAUUGCUUUAUAUUUAUUCCUCCUCUUGAACCUGGAGCACAUCGCUGCUGAAUAACGCUAUAAGAGUGUGUCUCUGCCCCGUUAAGGGUUGACGCUCUUCAAUGCAACUAGGGAUAGUAUGAAAAGGAGGAAGCUGGGAACAAGACCAUGCAGGGACACAGACCUGACCAGCAGAUGACAAGGGAGGCAGUGAAGGGGACCAGACAUCACCACUCACACUAAUUCCUUGGCUAUCCAGAAACCACACUGGGGCUGGCCCUUCCAGGAUGAUCUGCCUGGGCUUCCCAGCUGCUGAGUGUAUGAUCCAGGGAGACCCUGGACAUGGGCUGGGAGGGGUGCAGGAAAGGACCUGUGGGCAUGGGAAGGGGAAGCAGGAGGAACAAAACAAGGGGAGGCAGAAAGUGGUACAAAAGGGGCCACUCAGGUAUAAACCAGGGCUGGUUUGGCUGGGCCCUGUGCCUGAUCACCACAGUCUGUCCUAUCUUUUUAUAUUUUCUUAUUAAAUGUUUUUUUAAACUA